Messenger RNA from Racocetra persica, 171 nucleotides. The record is from the annotation of a GenBank genome assembly. NCBI's taxonomy places the organism in Eukaryota, Fungi, Glomeromycota, Glomeromycetes, Diversisporales, Gigasporaceae.
UACAAAAAGAUAUAAGCACAUAUAUUUUAGCUACAAUUGCUGAGUCUUCUAAAGUUAGUUUAAAUAAUGUUUGCUCACAAGAUAUUGGGUUAACAAAUCUUUCUAAUAAUACUUCAAUUUUAGCUCAUUACGGCUAUUACAAUACCAAUACCAGCUUUGCAAAAAAUUAUU